Saprolegnia parasitica CBS 223.65 is the source of this 1471-nucleotide messenger RNA. RefSeq lists its product as hypothetical. Gene Ontology annotation, cellular component: glucosidase II complex. The record is from RefSeq and is a predicted model, not a curated record. Lineage: Eukaryota; Oomycota; Saprolegniomycetes; Saprolegniales; Saprolegniaceae. The coding region runs from base 1 to 1467 and encodes 488 amino acids. Gene Ontology annotation, biological process: N-glycan processing. The transcript has 4 exons.
AUGCUCCGACUGGCCGUCCUCGCCGUCCUCGCGCUCGCAACGAGCGCUGCCCCUUCCAACCUGCAUGGACUGACGCAAGAGCUGCGUACCAAGGUUGCGGCUGCCUCCACGCUGACUUGCGACGACGGGCUCAAGUCGUUGCCGAUCUCAAGCGUCAACGACGACUUUUGCGACUGCGCCGACGGCAGCGACGAGCCUGGCACCUCUGCGUGCUCGCACACGGGCGUUCUCUUCCACUGCUUGAACCACGGCUACUUUGCGUCCGACAUCCCGACCUCGCGCGUCAACGAUGGCAUUUGCGAUUGCUGCGAUGGCAGCGACGAGUACGCUGCGCCCGCGUCAUGCAGCAACACGUGUGCGACCCUCAAAACCGCGUACGACCAAAAGAUGGCGACCAAGCAUGCCGCCGAGGCUGGCGGUCGCGCCGCGCGCCAGCUCUUGGUGGCCAAGGCCAAGCAGGCGAAAGAGGAGCACUACCGCAAGCGCACCGACUUGGAGGCGACCAAGCGAGAGCUCGAGGCUGAGGUCGCGGCCGCCACCAAAGUCAAGGCCGCCGAAGAAGCGCUUGAAGUCCAGGAGCGCCGUCACGCGUCCGAGCGCUCGCGUCGGAAUGUCGCCGCGACAUUAGGUCUCUACGACCUGACAACCGAGCAACUCUCGUCUGUCAUCAUCGACCUCUCGCUCAAGCUGUACGCCAAGGACGAGGUAUUGACGGCGCUCCGGGCCGCGGGUGCACCGUCGUCGUCUCGGAUCGAGACGCUCGAAGCACAGUACAUCAAGGACGACGAGGCCCAUCGUGCCGAGGUCGAGCGUAUCGACUCGGCCAACGACGAGCGCCGCAAGCUCCGCGACGCGUCGACGGCCGACGAGGUGCCGCCCGAGCUUGAAGCACUCCCGCUCCCGACGCCGCCGACCGGCCCAUCACGACGCUGUUCGAGUCCGUGUCGAGUGAUGAAGCGACCGAGCGACCUGGUACAUGACACCACGCACCUUGUACAAGAUGGACUCAUGCGCAAGGAGGUCAUAGAAGCCAAGGAGGCACGGGAUGCCUUGACCGAGGCCCAGAGGAAGCUCACUAACGCCGCAUAUGACCUCUCGAGCGCGCAGACGAUGCUGGACAAGAGCUACGGCGCCGACGACGUCUUUCUCGCGGUCAAGGACACGUGCAUUUCGACGACGUCGGGGCAGUAUACGUACAAGAUGUGCUUCUUCGCCGGCGCAACCCAAGACAGCACGUCGCUAGGCACCAUGGAGACGAUCGACGCUGCAUCGCACGAACUCAAGUUUACGGGAGGCGCCUCGUGCUGGAACGGUCCCUCGCGGUCGUUCACCGUCGCGAUGGAGUGCGACGAGACCGAAGAGCUCUACAACAUUGAAGAGCCGUCGACGUGUGUUUACACGGCCAAGCUCAAGACGCCUUUGGCGUGCGCCGACGUCCCACGUCCCGCUGGCCACGACGAGCUCUAAGACG